AUGUCCGUAAGCCAAAGUCCAGCAUUAAUUAAUAAUGCUAACAACGAUACGCAAAUUUCAAUUAACACCGUGAGAGAUAUAAUUAAACAAGAAAUUAAAAAUGCCCUUAAAGAAGUAGUUACGGAACAGUUUGCUAAGAUGAACGAUGUUUUGUCAAGCUUUCAACAAUCCCUUAACUUCUUUAAUGAUCAGUACGAGUUAAUGAAGGUAUCUCUAGAGGAAAAAUCUUCAAAAAUCGAAAAACUUGAAAAAAAUAAUAACAUUCUGCAAACCUCUCUCACAGACUUAACAAUACGUAUGAAUCUCCUAGAACAACAUUCAAGGUCUUGUAAUAUUGAACUACAAAAUGUUCCCGAAAGUAAAUCGGAAAACCUAAUAAGCACAGUAUUGCAACUAAGUAAAAUAGUAAACCAUGACGUAAAAGAUGCUGACAUUAUUCAUUGCACCAGAAUUGCUAAAAAAGAUACUGAGAGCAAUCGACCGCGGUCGAUUGUUGUAAAAUUUUCUAGUUCUCGUCUUCGUGAUGGAUACCUUGCAGCGGCUAUAAAAUUCAAUAGAGUAAACGCUAAGAAUAAACUUAAUACCAGUCACAUCGGAAUGGCAGCAGACAAAAAACAACCUAUAUAUCUAAUGGAACACCUUUCUGCUCAUAACAAGGCUAUACAUGCAGCUGCUAGAAUCAGGGCUAAAGAAAUCGGCUAUAGAUUUGUUUGGAUUCGACUCUCGGACCAGAGCAAUAAAAAGGUAUUGGGAUUUCCGAUCAAGAAACACCCACUCAAAGCCUCCACCAAAGUCUCUUUUACCGUCAUCUCAGAGAUUAUGUACGCCGACGAUCUCUGCUUCGUAGCUGACACUACUGCGGGCCUGCAAAACCUUAUUACAGGCCUGGACAACGCUUGCACUAAAUUUGGUCUUAAAAUUAAUGUCAAGAAGACAGAAGUGAUGACCAUGGGUGCUCAUAUAUCACCAAGUGUAUCGAUUGGGGCAGAGGGUUUAAAGCAUGUUGAUAAAUUCAAAUACCUUGGUAGUACAAUAACAUCAAAAUGUGACCUGGAUGCAGAAAUAAAUAACAGGAUUGGCGCUGCAGCUGCAGCUUAUGGUAAAUUACGUACCAGGGUAUUUCGAUCACAUGAUUUGAAGCUUAUGACUAAAAUCGGUGUCUAUAUGUCUGUAGUGUUGCCUAACCUACUAUACUCGUGUGAAACCUGGGUACUAUACCGCAAGCACAUUCGUACACUCGACAGAUUUCACCUCAAGUGCCUCCGGGACAUCAUGAACAUCAGAUGGUCAGAUUGUGUAAGGAACACAAAUGUGCUAAGGAAAGCAAAUGUCGGAGGUAUUGAGAUGUAUCUGAUGAGGCGACAGCUCCGUUGGUGCGGACAUGUAUCGCGUAUGCCGGAAAGUAGGGUGGCGAAACGCAUCCUCUACUCAGAACUCCAGUACGGUAAACGUAAACGUGGUGGCCAGUACCUUAGAUACAAGGAUGUUCUGAAAAGACAUAUGAAACGGUGCAAAAUAGAGCCAUCUGAGUGGGAAGAUAAAGCAGCUGAACGUACAGAGUGGAGGCGGCAAGUUAACGUUCAAGUGAAUAAAUUCGAGGUUGAACGUUGCCUAGACCUUAACAAGAAGAGAGAUGAGUUAAAGGCCCGACCACCAGCUGCCAUAGUCUUUAACUACGUUGACGGGGUUUUAACAUGCCCGAAAUGCGGUCGUACCCUUAUUAACAAGAUUGGGUACAUAAGUCAUAUUAGAGCGCAUCAGAGAGCAGAACAACGGAGCUCUCACAUUACAUAAAGUAACUUUUACUUUUAUGUAAUUUCUUACUAUAUUUGUCUAGAA
Messenger RNA from Vanessa atalanta (red admiral), 1839 nucleotides. RefSeq lists its product as uncharacterized. The record is from RefSeq and is a predicted model, not a curated record. The transcript is spliced from 3 exons. Lineage: Eukaryota; Metazoa; Arthropoda; Insecta; Lepidoptera; Nymphalidae. Bases 1 to 1794 code for a protein of 597 amino acids.